Molecule: messenger RNA, 3281 nt
Organism: Bubalus bubalis (water buffalo)
Lineage: Eukaryota; Metazoa; Chordata; Mammalia; Artiodactyla; Bovidae
Gene: GPM6B
Product: glycoprotein M6B
Exons: 8
Coding region: 544-1473 (309 amino acids)
Biological process (GO): central nervous system myelination; axon development
Cellular component (GO): myelin sheath; plasma membrane
Molecular function (GO): structural constituent of myelin sheath
Source: RefSeq, a predicted model, not a curated record
GGCCGCCAAACACCGGGGAGGUCCUCGAGUCAGCCUCUGGGGCCUCAGUUUCUUUAUCUGCACAAUGGGUGACGGCCAGGACUGCCAAGGCCCCCUCCGGCUGGAAGAGUUCUCUUCUGGGACGCAGAUCUGCGCCUCCGAGAUCCUCUAAGCCCGCUCCCCUCGGUCCCCAUCCCCCCCGCUGGCUUUUCCGGUUUCCUCGCCCCUCGGAGCUCGCCCGGGGGGUCCCAGAGGAAGCUGCGCGCUUCGCCGCCACCCCGGCGCGCGCGCUGCCCGGUUGGGGCCCCGGCUGCGGGCGCACAAAGCCCCCGGCGCUGACGUCAGGGCCCCCUCUCGGCGCGGCCGGCCCCCAGUGCAGGCGGAGCCGCGCCGCGCUCCCACCCCGGCCGGGAGUGAUCACCAGCCGCCAGCCCCGCAGCCCCGCAGCCCCACGCCGCCCGCCCGCGCACGUGCCCGCCGGACCUGCAAACUUGUGCCGCCGGCUGUGUCCGUCCCCCGGGAGCCCCAGCGCCCGCAGCCCGCGCCUCCCGCCCAUCUCCAGCCAUGGUGAACAGCAGAGCUGAAAUGGAAAUUGGCAGGUACCACUGGAUGUACCCAGGCUCAAAGAACCACCAGUACCGUCCUGUGCCAACCCUGGGGGACAGGGCUAACCCCUUGAGCAGUCCAGGCUGCUUUGAAUGCUGCAUCAAGUGUCUGGGCGGAGUCCCCUACGCCUCCCUGGUGGCCACCAUCCUCUGCUUCUCGGGUGUCGCCCUGUUCUGCGGCUGUGGGCAUGUGGCUCUGGCAGGCACCGUGGCGAUCCUGGAGCAGCACUUCUCCACCAACACCAGCGACCAUGCCCUGCUGAGUGAGGUAAUUCAGCUGAUGCAGUAUGUCAUCUACGGAAUUGCAUCCUUUUUCUUCUUGUAUGGGAUCAUUCUGCUGGCAGAAGGCUUCUACACCACGAGUGCAGUGAAAGAACUGCAUGGGGAGUUUAAAACAACCGCCUGUGGCCGGUGCAUCAGUGGGAUGUUCGUCUUCCUCACCUAUGUGUUGGGAGUGGCCUGGCUGGGUGUGUUUGGUUUCUCGGCAGUGCCAGUGUUUAUGUUCUACAACAUAUGGUCCACCUGUGAAGUCAUCAAGUCCCCCCAAACCAACGGGACAGCAGGAGUGGAGCAGAUCUGUGUGGACAUCCGGCAAUAUGGAAUCAUCCCUUGGAAUGCUUUCCCAGGAAGAAUAUGUGGCUCGGCCCUGGAAAACAUCUGCAACACCAACGAGUUCUACAUGUCCUAUCACCUGUUCAUCGUGGCCUGUGCCGGAGCUGGCGCCACCGUCAUUGCCCUGAUCCACUUCCUCAUGAUACUGUCUUCUAACUGGGCUUACUUAAAGGAUGCAAGCAAAAUGCAGGCUUACCAGGAUAUCAAAGCAAAGGAAGAACAGGAACUGCAAGAUAUCCAGUCUCGGUCAAAAGAACAACUCAAUUCUUACACAUAAAUGUUUGCCAGAGGGUCUCAGCCAACGAAUUUACAGCUCUGACAAAUCAUCAGACAGCUGCUCUGCAGUACAGAUGUGUACCCCACCAAACAAACUCACGUAGAAGUCCAAACACUUCACUGUCUGUCUCAAGCUGCUGGGAUGUAUUUCUAGGAAAACCUUCCAGUAGGUAACUCUUUUUCUUUACAACAGAUAUUGGAGGUUUCAUGGGAGCCAUUUUAAAAGGCAACACUUCAACAAAAUGAAUAUUUAUCCUUUUGAAAUUUGUGGCAUGUUCACAAUCCUACCAAGACAGGCUGUGAGAACACGAUACCCCUUGAUAAGGACCAUGCCAUAACAGCAUCAGGCGGUAUGACCACACAUUCACUUCUACCAUCUGUCCUCAAACACAUCUAAAUAGGAACUAAAAUGGAAUUGAUGUGACAUUCUAUUUCUGACAGCUGACAUGUAUGAAAAAUUGUGGCUCAAAGAUAAAGUGAUUCUUAGAGUUGACCCUUGUAAGAAAAAUAUUAGCUGACCUCCUCACCCCUCUUAAGUCCAGGACAUACUAAUUUCCUGGUCCAAUCUUCUUUUUCUCAAGAAUGCUAAAAUGAGCCCACUAAAAUAGUUCUGCAUUACCUACCAUGGAUGAAGCUAGAUUCAGACUGACAAGCUAUCCAAAAUCAAAUUUGUAAUAGAUUUCUUUUAAAUAAAUGUCAGCUUUGCCUUAAUGAGUAUUUGUUUUCAAUUUCUAAGAACUUACAAUAGGUAACCCCAAAUCCUUCAAAGAAUUUUGUUCCACAAAUGUUUUUAAUGAAGAAGUGUUACCUUAUUAAAGUGACCACCACUCAAAACCAUUUUUAUGUGGUCUAAAUAGCAAGUUUACAGUUUCAUACCAACUACCCAAAACCUAAUUACCAACAGACCACAGACCUCCUACUUUUAUAGACUUGAAUAUUGAAUUAAUUUCAAUUAGGUUUGAUAUUUAUUUCAUGUUUUCUUAUCUAAAGUUUCCUGGAAUAAAGUUCAAUGUUCAGGAAAAUAAAAAAAAAACAAACCCAAAUGCUUGAGUUUAAGCCAUCUUCAAAAGAAACUUGCCUUCUAAAUCAUUGUGUUUCAGAACAUUAAGUGACUAUAGGUAUUGGGUAUUAGUGAUGGUAAACUUUGUGUUGUUCUUUAUGAAAUGAUACAUAUAACUGUUGGGUGCAUCAGUGCUUUUAAAGGGGGCUGCAUAAUAUAAUAGGGUUAACUAUGUAUAUUCAUGUUAAGAAUUAACUUGUGGUUUGGCUGUUUCCUGGAUUUUAAACAUAUCCACGUGCAGAAAUGUGUUAAAAUGAAAGGAAGCAUACCUUUAUCAGAUGCUUUUAAAAUUGAACAGCAAGUAUAAUAUUUCAUUUGGAUUCUUUUUGUUGGUGUUGUUGUUAAUGCCUAAAAAUGCCUAUUUGGAUCUUGACUAUUUUUUCUUUUUCUAAAUCGGGAGACGAUCUCUUCUGUGUAGAACAGUUGUUCCAGAAUAGCUUGGUGUUUUGUUUUCCUGUUGCAUGACAGACCUAAAUAUUUUUUCCAGCAGUGGAGGUGCUGUUUGAGUCCAGUGUUCUAGAAGAGGCAGUGUCUAAAGCCUAAUUUUACUUUUCUAAUUCUGGUAGCUCUUACCAGGAAUUUUUGAAAGUUUUGUUUAAGUAGUCUAAUAUUUUUUAUGUAAAGAGCAUUAAAUUUUGCUAUGUAUAAAUUUUUGUAACCUAACAGUGAAUCAAUAUUUUCUAUCAGUGCCAAGGGCUUCCUGUAGUUCUAUUCAAGUGUUACAAUAAAUAUUUGUAGAUAAUAGUCAA